AAAUUUUCGAGCCUUCGAGCCUGCGAACCGCACUGCGAACCUGGAGCAUUGUGAUAUCGACGACCUGCUGGAGCUGCCUGUCUGGACUACGGAAAGCCCAGCGACCCGGCGAUCUCUCAAUCAGGACGAAGCGAUUAGGCUUGCCGUGCCGGGCCGGCCAUUUCCAAGUUCGCAACCUCUGUCCUCCGCCCUCCCUGCCACAAUGGCCAUGGCCGCGUCGGCGGCGCUGCGGCCCUCAAUGGCCCCCCUAGGCAGGAUAUCGGCAGCCGCAGCAGCAGCAGCAGCGACAGUAACAGCAGCGCCGGGCCGCACACAAACUGCCGCCUUCUCCACCUCGGCCGUGCUCCUCAAGCGCCACAGAUACCCCGGCGCGCGCUCCAACAAGGACUACAGCAAGAAGCGCGGCGAGUCUGCACUCCGGCGCACCGGCACGCGCUGGCGGCUCUCCGUGUCGGACGAGCCGCUGCCGCGGCCCGUGCCGCGCGACCAGCUGCCGGCCAUCGAGACGGACCCUGACCACGGCCUGUGGGAGUUCUUCCCGGACCACAGGACCGUCGCGGCCGCGCCCGAGGAGGACGCCAAGCACGGCCGCAGCUGGUCGGUCGAGGAGCUGCGCCACAAGAGCUGGGAGGACCUGCACCGCCUGUGGUGGGUGUGCGUCAAGGAGCGCAACCGCAUCGCCACGGGCAACUGGGAGCGGAACAAGAGCAAGCUCGGCUUCGGCGAGGCCGAGGCGCUGGGGAGGGACCGCGAGGUCCGGGCUACGAUGCGCGCUAUCAAGCACACCCUGACGGAACGCUUCUACGCCUGGGAAGACGCCGUCAAGCUGGCCAAAGACGACCCCGAGGUGAACCUCUCUGGUGACGGGCCGGCGUUUACGCCGAGCCACUUCCUCGAGGGAGAGGAAGAGGCGGCGGUGGCGCCGGCGGAGGAGAAGGAAGGAGAGCAGCAUGCCGCUGAGGGAGCGGAGGAGACGGCAGAGAAGACGGCGCCGGCGGCGGUAGCUGCUGCUGACCCGGCGACGAUACCGGCAUCCAAGCCGCAGGCUGAAGCCCCGAGGUUAUGAGCGACAGGGGAGAACCGGAGCGACUGAACCGGCAUUGUAUUCUCUUGAAGGCUGUCUGUCUGUCUUGGGCAGCAACAUCGGCACUGGCGCGAGACUGGAUGCAUGCCCGUGUAUCAUCAUACCUACCUUGCCUCUGCUACGGCAUCUUCUGUACAGAUAGUGUAAAUUGUUGAGCAUCCUGGUUGGGCGUGUACCUGGGUCCUUGUCCUGCCCGUCAACCGAGAUGGCGCUGUGCCCGUGACAGUUAGCAUGAGCGGCGAGCUUAAUAUCAGAAUAUCAAAAUACGCAGCGAGUUGCUCGAGCA
This is a messenger RNA of Thermothielavioides terrestris NRRL 8126, 1370 nucleotides long. RefSeq lists its product as uncharacterized. NCBI's taxonomy places the organism in Eukaryota, Fungi, Ascomycota, Sordariomycetes, Sordariales, Chaetomiaceae. The record is from RefSeq and is a predicted model, not a curated record. Bases 203 to 1066 code for a protein of 287 amino acids. Gene Ontology annotation, biological process: mitochondrial translation. Gene Ontology annotation, cellular component: mitochondrial ribosome; mitochondrial large ribosomal subunit. The transcript is spliced from 2 exons. Gene Ontology annotation, molecular function: structural constituent of ribosome.